UGUCCAUUUUUUUUAUGAUCUUAAUAAUAUAUAAAUACAGCUCUGGAAAAAAAUAAGAGAGCACUGCCCAAUCUCCAGAUUUGAACUCUGUUGAAAACCUCUGGAAUGUCAUCAAGAGGAAGAUGGAUGGUCACAAACCAUCAAGCAAAGCUGAGCUGUUUGAGUGGUAUAAAGAGUGGUAUAAAGUUCCCCAACAGCAAUGUGAAAAACUGGUGGAGAUCAUGGAGCCAAAACGCAUGCAAAUCAGGGUUAUUCCACCAAAUACUCAUUUCUUAAUGUUAUUUAGCGAAAGCAUUAACACAGUUUGUUUACAAAUUAUUUGCAUUAUACACUCUAAAUAUCGAAAUAUUUUCAGCAGUUCACAAAAAAAUGAAACAAAACUGUUAAUCUCACCAAUACAUGCACCUGUAAGAAAAAAAACAUAAGAAACUGAUUAUCUUGCAGUGGUCUCUUAUUUUUUUCCAGAGCUGUAUAUAUAUAUUGAAUUUUUUAUGAUCUUAAUGAUCUGAGAGGUGAUGAUAGCAUUCAUAUUUAAUGUUUUAUGUCUGAUGUAGUGUAAUCAAUUUCUUAUAAUUACAAAAGGUUUUCAUAGAAUGGUGCCAGAGAAUGGUGGCAGAUCUGACCACAUGGCUCUGUGAGUUUUUCCAGUGUGAAUUGUCCAUCUUAGAUGAUCAUGGAAGACUCUGUUGACAUCAUUCUUCAGGACAAAAAGUUACAUCAUGCUCACGAAAAGCCGAUUGUCAUGGCUGCCUCCGGAGCUAUGCUUAUAGCCUCUUACGGACUUUGGACAAUUUUUGCACUGCCUGGCUUUCGAAAAGUGCCAACAAGUCUAAAGGUGCCGUACUUGCCCUCCAGCAGGGUGCAGACGCAGAACGUUAUGAAGCUUCUGCAGGGCAGAAGAGGCUGCCUGGCAGAUCUGGGUUCUGGAGACGGAAGACUGGUGUUUGCUGCCUCGUCACUGGGCUUCCGGUGUACCGGCUUCGAAAUAAACUCCAUUUUGAUAGGCUACGCAAGAGCCAGAGCAAGGUGGAUGGGAAUUUCAACUCCUGCAGCAAGAUUUGUGAAUGAGGAUUUCUGGAAGACUGAUUUGUCCCGAUAUAAGAAUGUGACAGUCUUCUUGGCACCUGGAGUGAUGGAAGUACUAGGCAGGAAGCUGGAGCAGGAGUUGGCUAAUGACGCCAGGGUGAUCGCCUGUCGUUUCCCAUUCCCUCAGUGGCAUGCUUCACAAUCAGAGGGACAAGGACUGGACCAAGCCUGGGCCUACGACAUGGCUACAGUUCGCAAACUCCCAGCAUGAGCUCCAACAAAUCACUGCAAGCCUUUAUUUCACUACUGCCAAAUGGAUAUUUACAAACCCACAGCACUUUGGGUGAAAUGUUUAACUUUAAAGUAGUGACCUGCACAUAUUUUAUUUAAGUUGCAUAAUAAGAUGGUCAGAAUGUUUUAUUUUAAAUACUGUGUAUACAGCAAAAUGAGAAAACCUGACAGAUGUCUGUGUGGAUGAAUUCUGGAAAAUAUCCAGAAAUUCUAAAAAAUUGGAGUUUCUGUAAAUUCUUAUAUUUUUUUCCUGCCAGUAUUGUACUUUGAUAUAAAAACAUAAAUAAAUUCAUGUAAAAGAAAUGUUU
Molecule: messenger RNA, 1625 nt
Organism: Hemibagrus wyckioides
Lineage: Eukaryota; Metazoa; Chordata; Actinopteri; Siluriformes; Bagridae
Exons: 6
Coding region: 668-1297 (209 amino acids)
Biological process (GO): positive regulation of proton-transporting ATP synthase activity, rotational mechanism; peptidyl-lysine trimethylation; regulation of mitochondrial ATP synthesis coupled proton transport
Cellular component (GO): mitochondrion
Molecular function (GO): protein-lysine N-methyltransferase activity
Source: RefSeq, a predicted model, not a curated record